Molecule: messenger RNA, 9285 nt
Organism: Pocillopora meandrina
Lineage: Eukaryota; Metazoa; Cnidaria; Anthozoa; Scleractinia; Pocilloporidae
Source: the annotation of a GenBank genome assembly
CGAAAUCAGCUGACUAUUUAUGACUUGCGAUACUUCGAAGCGUCGUUAAGAUAGUGUACACAGUAUUUCAGCCGAUAAAAAGGGGAAAAACUUGCAGGAAAUCUCUCCACUUUCGCUUGUCUUCUGCGACAUGUUGUGGAUUGAUCACGGAAGAAAAUAUUUUCCCGCCGGUGGUUCAAUUCUGCUGUUAUCUUUUGUCUCUUUGUGGUAUUUAACAACGGCUUCAUCUCAAGGCUAUUGCGACAAAGAUGGAUGUGAUGAGAUCGGGCAAAAAGGUAUUCCUUUACAGUUUAUUUUAACAAGAUUUUUAAUAAAGUAAGGUCAACGACUUCAAGACUUCUUUCAAGUUUUCUGGCUGUUCUGCAAACGAUCGAUGCUCUAAAUGAAUUUUCCGCCGGUUCACUAAUAGACAUUUAGAACUGUGUUUUAUAUGAAAACGAGAACACCUUUCUAAGCAACGCGUACGCUGAAUACACUUAGUUGUUAAUAGACCUGCCACGAACACAUCCAAAAUGUUUGUAUUUGAACAAAAAAUACUUUUGCCGAUUUCAGUGGCACUUUUGUACCUACAUUAAAAUAAAGCCGCAAUUGGAGAAACGUUUGUUUAAGAGGUAAUGUUUGAGCCGUAGUAUUUUUUGACAUACGUAUAAUUUUCUGAUUGGUUUGUUUAUCGCGGGGUAACCACAUGGCCACGUAAUUUAUACCCAGAGCCUCAGUCGCUACUCACCUGUGCUCACCUUACAGGCUUUGGACAAAAGCGGCUUCUGCUGAUAUUUGAUCGGCUAGAAGAGCAAAAACAACAAUUGAAAACAAAAGGAAAAUAAUUCAUUUAAAAUUAAACUUUGAGGUUCCUAGUUUUUAAUAUUGUACACAACAUGAAAUCCUUGUUCAGAACAACAGGUGCAUUGGAUAUCAGAAGGGGGUUUCAGUAGCAUGAGUAGAUAUUUGAACAUAUUAAUUUUUUCCAGAUAACAUAAUGAAGUCGCAGGGGUGAGAGAAUAAAGCUCUUAAAAUGUUCAGAUUCAACAUCUACUUCUCCAUCAGUUUUACUAAAGAAUACAAGAUGAUUAGGAAGGAGAAUCUAACAGUUGAUCAGAAGUCAUAAAGCAAUUUUUUUUCCCACCCUUUCAAUUCCUUUCUCAUAAGAGAAGUCACAUGUGUUUCACAUCUGGGAUGGAAAGAAUUAGUCUUUUUUCUUUUCCAGGCCACUUGAAACCUUUUGGUGAGCACAGACAAGCAGAAGGUGAAGUUUCAAGUCUGCAGUAUGCGCCUGGUAGUGCUGACUUUUAUCACAACUACAUUCACAAAAGGAGGCCAGUGGUCAUCAGAAAUGGAGCUAACCACUGGCCUGCAGUCCAGCUAUGGCAAAAUGAAUCGUACUUGACCUCAAAUUAUGGAUCUGAAAUUUUCACUGUAGAAUAUCGCAAGAAAUUCAAAAAUGAAUUUCCAGUCAGAAAACCACUGGCUUUUAGAGAAUUCUUGAAUAUUUAUAGACAGGAAAACGUGUACCUGGAUUCUGCAUUUCCACAGAACAGUGCCAUGUUGAAAGACAUUUUUCUUCCAUCAAUUUUAAACUGCCAUGAGAUAUGGUCAACCAUAGACAACCUGAAUUUAUUAUUUAACGGUGGGGAAGCAAAUUCUGCUUUUCAUCAUGAUGGAUUAGAGAACAUUAUUACAGUUGUAUCAGGUUCAAAGAAGGUAUAUCUGGUCAACAGCACAUAUGCAAAGGAACUUCAUGCUGAUCAGUUUACCAUUGCUCCAGGAGUCCUUUCCAUUGAUCCAGAAAAGUUAGAUUUGGAGAUGUAUCCCAAACUAGCAGAUGUACCUUACUAUGAAGUAACUUUGAAUAGAGGUAAGUAGCCUUGUUCAUUUUUUAAAAUUAUUUUCUAUAACCAGUAAUUUUUAUCUCUUUCACUCCCAUGAUCUCAUUAGUAACUCUAGUUACUGUUUAUUGUAUAUAAUUAUCUUAUAAUGUUAGUUCUGAGAAGUUGGUAUUGGAUCUACUAGAAUAAUCCCUGAACCAAUAUUUUUCUUUGUUCUCAUCACUUUUCUGUUGAUAUAUUGUAUUAAUAGUGUAGAGAGAAAUUCUGUCUUGGUCAGUUACCUGGGUUAGGAAUAUAUCUUCAAAGUAAUUGUUGCCACUGGUGUCGCAAAAUUUCACAUUCUCUGAUAGGUGACAUGUUGUAUAUCCCUCAAUACUGGUGGCACAUAGUGAGAUCAUAUGACUCCCCUAACAUCGGCAUCAAUGUCUGGUUUGCAAUGUUCAACUUUGAAGAGCAGUUUAGAAAAGAAGGGAUUUCUGAAGACACUGAUGUUACAAAGGUACUCUCCCUAAUCUUUGAUACCAGAUUGUUAUACUUUUUAAACAAAGAUUGUAAUACAGUAUUUAACAUAUCCCAGUGGCUGGUGUCAGAAAUGUGAUUGGUCAGUUUAGCAUUUAUGAAGUGGAGUAUAGCCUUCCAGAAUUUGAAGCUGUCAGUUUUUUCCAAAUGUUUUGCUUUAUAUGGCUAAUUGUAAUUAACUUUUGUUAGCAAGUGGAAGUUUUUAAAAAACUUUUGUCUUCUGUAGAUUUUGUUUAAAAAGGUGCUAGUGACUGACCAAUGCUAAAUUGACUUCCUUUGCUUGUAGCUUUCAUCUUUCAUUUGAAGCUGUGCUGCAAGGUUAGAAAUUAAAUCCCAAAUUCAUGACUAGAUGCACAGUAAAGAUAUGAUAAAUAUUUCACAGAGCAUGUCUGCUUAGUCUGGACUCCAAGUUAAGAAUCCCUUUUCCCCUUUGAAUUUUUGGCUUGUAAACUUCACAUUCAAAGUGUUUUGUCCAUCUUUGUAACAAUAUGUCCUUGUCAGGGUUCAAGCCCAAACUCAGACAGCUAAAACUAUUGUCCAUUCUGCCAAUUAAUUCUUUUUUCUUCUUGUAUUUUGUAGGUAACAGAGCUGUUUGAUAAGUUAGUUGGUUAUGAGCCUGACAGGAUUCAGUGCCCAGAAGAGAAACUUGCCUUGAAUGACAUUCUCAAAAUCAACACUAGUGACCCAAGUAGUGGACCCCUAAGGAUUCCAAAACAGAACGAGAGACCACCAGAUGUUGUCCUUGCAAGUGGAUAUACAAGUGAGUGAUGACCAAUAAUAAGCAUGAUACUGAUUGUGUUAUUUGCUGUAACCAUUUGAUGUUAGAACAAUUUUCAACUGAGCAUGAAAAAUAAUCCAGGAUUGCAAUUUGGUUUAAUGCUUUACCUCACUCUGAGGUUGGUCCAGAAAACUUGUGCCACUUUCUCAAGCAAUUAAAUGCAAGACUACUGUAAAAAAUUCUGUUUUAUGCUUUCUUAAGUACAGAUAGAAUGAUAUGAGAGAGAGGGUUUUGGAAAUGGGUCUAGGUGAAAAUGUUCUUGAAGUUAAAUUUUCAGGCUUUGUUCGUUGGGAGGUUAGAUAACUCUGUCCAAUGGACAGCUCAGUAUCCAGGGGAUAGAGCAGUAUAUUUUUCUAUCUCUUAUUCACUUUUACAGUGUUUGCAUCUCCCUCCUUAUCCCUUUCUUCUAAACUUACCCCUUCAUCCCUUCCAUCUUUCUAUUCUUACCUCUCCUCUUCUCCCCCCCCCCCCCAUGUCCUUUUUUUUUUUACCUCCAAUACUAUAAUCAUCUUGUUAGGUCCAAAGUUAACUUGAGAUUAAGAUUUUCCUAAAAUAUUGUUGGCACUUUGUUCUUUUCUUUUACAAAAAUAUGCCUCUUUCUUGUUUGUUGUUCCAGUGUCAGUUUUGAACUGUUCCAUGAAUCUCUUAAAGCAAAUAAAAAAUAUACUCGCCUGCCAGCCAACAAGAUUUUAGUUUCUGGUCAUUAAAUGGUAACUUUGAAAACACUUUGAGCUUGAGCUGGAAGUCCUGUUGGUUCUAAUGUAAAUCUAGGACUAUGAUUUAAGUUUGACUUUGUUUAAGUUACUGACUAAAGGCUACCCUGAGAGUUUUAGACCAUUUAACCUUAAGAGUGAGUAGUAUCUAAUUUCUCUCAGGAGUAUCACCCCUGAAUCAAACAUGAAAGUCAUGCAAAUAAAGGAAGUGAUUACCAUUUAGAGAAUUCUCAAUUGUUAAACAAAUUCUCCUUGUCAGCUCCCUAGGGAAUGUAUAGAGAACAGUGUGGAGAAUAUGCAUACUGAUGUCAGGGUGUAAAGGGUUUGAAUAUCAGUAGUGACGUGCUAUCAUGCUUUAGUCAUUGUUAUAUUGAACAUUCUUUAUGUUUGCACCUCCACAGUGCCAGUCAUGGGGUUUGGUACAGCAACACUGAUGGAAAACACAACAGAAGCUGUAAAGACAGCUCUUGAAGUUGGUUACAGGUAAACAAACUUGCCAUUAGUGUUAGAAACUUUAAAUUUUAAGAAACAGUUUAAAUCUUAUGGCACACAAGGUUGAGAUGUUGGGUGUUUUUUGGUUUUUUGAUCAAAAAAUCUUUCCAACUUAAAACUGAGCUCUUGUUUUGAGAAAUGCAGAACUAAGCCAAUUUAAAUAUUAGCCUUUUGCUAGUACUGGGUAUUUAACCCUUCACACCCUAAUACCAGUGUACAUAUUCUCAAAACUGUCCUCUAUACAUUUCCUAAGAUACACAGAAGGAGAAUUUGUUUAAUGAUCAAGAGCUACUUUAGUUGGUGAUCAUUUCCUCUAUUUUCAUAACAUUAAUGUGUGAGUCAGAGGUGAUUUUGUGGGGAGAAAUUAGAUGUCAAUCAAGGGAUCUGAACUUAUUCUCUGUUUGGGUUUAUUUUGUUUUUGGUAUGCUUUGGUGGAGUUGUUUAAUCCCAUUCACGGUGAGCUCUUAUGAUUUAGACCAGCUGACUCUCAAGCAGACUUGACUUUCUCAAAUAACAUCCUCCAAUUUCUUUAUCUCUAAAUAGGUUGAUUGACACUGCACAAGGCUAUCCUGACUCAGAGCCACAAGUUGCAAAAGCAAUUUCAGAGAGUGGAAUCCCUCGAGCAGAAAUCUUCAUUAUGACCAAACUACACCCCAGAUUUCUUGGCUAUGAGACAACAUUAGAAGCCAUUGAGAUGUCUCUGAAAUCUUUGAAAACGGACUACAUUGAUCUGUUUCUUAUACAUUCUCAGGCCUGCGACGACUUUCUCCUCAUCUGCGGAGAAGGCAAGUUUUCUCAUAAUUAUAAUUAUUCCCAUAUUGUACUAUUUAGUCCCACUCCAACUCACCCCUUUCUUGGACAUCCAUUCCCUCAUCCCUGACCUCUUCCCCUUGACAUUUCACUCUUUAUCUCUCACUACUGACCCCCCUACCGCUAUCUCUCACAUUUCUGCCCUUACCUUUUGCUCCUUGUCACUAACCUCUGACCCUUGACAUUUGACUCUUCACCCUCACUGUCCCCUCGCCCUUAUUUCUUAAAUCUCUGCCCUAACAUUUCCGUACUCACUUGAUUCAUGGUCCUUGAGAAGCUGGGUGGGCAUGGUUUAAGUAUUUGUACUGUAAACUCUGAUCUUUUGUUUGAUUUCCAUAAAAAAAAUAGUUCUAGUGGAUCACUUGAGCAAGAAAUUAAUAGGUUGAUGCUUUUAGGAGAACCUAAAGGCACGUGGCAAGAGAGCUGGAAAGCCAUGGAGGAAAUGCAGAAGAAGGGAAAGAUACGCAGCUUAGGUGUCAGCAAUUUUUACAUACAAGACCUGGAAGAACUAGUAAAACUUGCUACAGUACCAGUAUCAACAGUCCAGAACUGGUUUGACCCGUUUCAUCAGGACAGGCAAGUUCGAAAGUUUUGUCAAGAGCAUAACAUCCGGUACAUUGGGUAUUCAACUCUCGGUAAGGUUUUGUUGAAUAAGAUCUUUGAAUUAUUAGUUACUUUUACUUCUGCUGACUUUAACGUGUUUGUACUUGAUAUGUUUAUUUAUGAUGCUCAAUGUCUGGCAUUUGUAAUCUCCUCCAAUCCUCACCGUCCUUGGACAAGCUUUUUCGUUAUUAGUUUUUGUUGCCUCCCUUGAGCUGAAGGAAAUUUUUGCACCUCACGAGGAAAUGACUCAAAUUUAGUGAGGCGAACUGAAAAGGUUUUCACGAAAGAUGAGGUUUAAAUCAAGUUUUUUUUCCAUGGACUAAGGUUAGUUGAACGAACCCGAGUCAGUGAUUUUUCAUCUAUGAUCCUUUUUUUACAUAGUGAUCUCUUUCCUUUAGGCACCCAAUGGGUUUACUUCCACGGUUUGCAGAAAAACCCUGUCCUUCAUUCAUCGCUGAUUUUAGAGGUUGCCAGCCAUUAUGAGUUUGUUGCAUCUCAAGUCGUUCUUCGCUGGGCCAUCCACAUGAACGUCACAGUCAUUCCGCGGUCAAAAAACCCUCGCAACAUUUACUUGAAUUUCCGGGCCUUGGACUUCUCCUUGAACGAAAAUGAAAUCGUGUAUUUCACCAACAUCACUGAUUAUGAGUACCAUCCUCUGGAACAGAAACUAGACAAAGGAUUAGGUUAGUAUGAUAGAAAGACAAAAAAAAAGUCCGAUAGAACUUCUGAAUUGUAGACUUCGUCCUUGAUGGAGAUAUUCUGCGAGGAAAUCAGUGCUAAAGGCGGGAAAAUUGUAAUCAAUGACAAGUGCGGGAAAACUUUUAACCAAUGACAAGCGCGGGAAUUCUUUUUACUUGUGUCGAGCGCAGCAAAACAUGAGACUAGUGUCAAGCGGGGGAAAACUUAUAACCAAUGACAAGCGCGGAUUACAUUUGACAGACGCGGGAAAAAGUGAAAUUAGGCAAAAGCGCGGGUAGUGCUUAUUUAGGGAAAUGCGUCAUGAGUGAUCAGCGCGGGAAACUUGCUCUCAGUGAAAAGCGCCGAAUAAUGUGUAACCAAUGAAAUUUCCGGGAAAACGCGUGAUCAACGAAAAAAGAGGGAAAAACAUUUAUCUAGUAUCCCCGAAAAAUAUUUUGAAAAAUGAGAGGGAAAAGCCCGGAAAAAUCCAACAAACAAGAGGAUUACUUUCCCACUCAGUGCAGACGGUGAUUUUUUUCCUUGCAAUUUAUUUUUCGGAAUAUGUGGACGAUCUGAUAAAUUUCUUUUUAAAAAGUUUCAAAAAUCCUCGUAACAGACUUCAUAAACCCUUCGCAGGUUGCUCAGAUAAGCAUUCAAACUGUGAACAGUGGGCAACUUCAGGGGAAUGCAGAACCAAUCCGGACUGGAUGCUGGUUAACUGUCAAGAAAGCUGCGGGCUUUGUUGUGAGUUUAACAUAACCAAAAUUAGAUGUAUCUUCUUAAAUAUGGCUAUGUUGACUAAAACCUCUCCUUGUAGCCUACAUUUUAUAAUGUUCUUCUUAGGGUUGGGGUACAGUGUCUUUACCAUCGUUAUAAUUCAGCUGUUAUAACUCACAUGACGUAGCUUUAUGGCAGGUCGUGGAUAAACUACUUAGUGAUAUUUUACCUUUAAAUUUUCCCUAGAGAUUAAGAAUCAAGUGGGCGUAAAUUGAUUUAAAGUUUUUUUGAUUUCUUAUCGUCGAACUGCCAAGGGCGAAGAUGAAAUGAGGGCUCAAUUGACAGUUAACUCGAGAAACCGAGCGUUUUUGCUAUUUAAACAUGUGAUGGGCCUGCAAACCACCAUUUCCACUGAAUAUAAUCAUCUCAUAUUCAUAAUUAAUUUCGCAUGGUUUAUUUUUUAUCUUCCUCUUUUUAUUAGAUGACGAGGACCUCGGUGAUGCCUCAGCGAUACCACCGAUGGUGUUUAUUGGUUCUGAAGACCACUUCAUGUAUGCACUCGGCGCAGCUAGCGGAACUGUCAUCUGGAAAUUCCGAACUCUUGGCAAGAUCAUGUCGUCUGCAUCGCUCAGCCAGGACGAGGAGAUCGUUUACUUCGGCUCCGUGGAUGGUAAGGUGUACGCACUUGGUGCAGCCAAUGGUUCAGUCGUUUGGACUCUAGUAACACAAGGUGCUGUUGUGGCCAGCCCAACUGUAAGUGUGAAUGGAACUGUCUUCAUCGGUUCACAGGAUAAGGUUGUUUAUGCUUUAGAUGGUAGAAAUGGAUCUGUUGUUUGGAAGACAGAUCUUGGCUGCCCAAUUUGGGGUGCUGUCGCUGUGGACAACCAAAGAGGACUGCUAUUCGUCGGCUGCACCACGGAUAAGUCGAACGCAACGGAUUCUCAAGACACACCUCAUAUCUUCGCCCUCGAUGCCAACUUGGGAAAAAUCGUGUGGACUUUUGACAGUGCUGGAAGCGUUUAUGGCUCUCCAACACUUCUACCUGGUGGCCAAACCGUAUUCUUUGCUUCCCUAGACCAUAAUAUCUACGCUUUAGACCGCGAAACUGGUAAACUGUAUUGGUCGUAUGACACGGGGUCCGAAAUAGAGUCCUCUCCAGUGGUCAGUAGGUUGGACGGUACCCUAUACGUUGGCUUGAUUAAGGGUCAACUGAUUGCUGUUAACUCCGUAAGCGGUCCUUUGGCGGGAAAAUUGAAGUGGACAGUGAAUACUGGCGGGGAGGUUGUGUCAUCGCCUGUUAUCACUGAGGACGGAAGGGUGAGUGAAGUUUGUCACUGCCUACCAACUCUUUCAAUUAGAUUGGAUCAAAGUUCAUAUAACAAGGCUUUCUAAAGUGCGGGAAAACGCUAGGGACCAACUAACGACUAGCUAGAGCUUUGUAUGUGAUUGGUUUAACAGGUAGCGAGAUUUUUUUUUGAAUCAAUCACUACGCAUGGAGAUGUCAAAUGAUUACAGUCCAGAUCGCGUAAGAAACCUAAUUUAAAACUGCCUCCAACACCGAUUUCCUUCCCUACUUUUCUAGUUAACAGACCUGUAGAAUUAGCGAGAUACAAUUCGAAAUGACAUGUAGAGCCUCGUUGUUCUAAUCUGUGCAAUUCUGUCAUCUAAAACCACAGGUUUUUGUAGGAUCUGGCGAUGGGCGCAUCUUGGCACUCAACCAAACUGACGGUUCACAUAUAUGGUCUCCAACAACAGGUGACUACAUCGUGGCGUCGGUGGCUGUUUCACGCGAUAACGCCGUAUACGCCGCUAGCUCGGAUAAAUUUGUUUACGCUCUACACGGUGAUGAUGGCUCUGUCAUUUGGAAGUUUGAAACUGGCGCUGCUGUUGUUGCGACUCCAGCUCUUUUUCCAGAACAAGUUAUGCCGAUUGGAUAAACUAAAUGAAACAUGAAUCUGUUAAUUUAAUAGAUAGAACUUUAAAUCAGUUUUUUGAAGGCAGAAAACUAAAGCUUUAGUUAACAAGUGAGUGGCCAGAGUACGAGAAAGAAGCUCAGCAACAAUAAAAAUUCGUAAAAAGGUACACGUGAUCGUCGCUAAACGCGGGAAAUCAAACGCGUGCGACCAAGUUGUGAGUUGCUCAUUUGUUUUUU